Molecule: messenger RNA, 2047 nt
Organism: Scomber japonicus (chub mackerel)
Lineage: Eukaryota; Metazoa; Chordata; Actinopteri; Scombriformes; Scombridae
Gene: sft2d1
Product: SFT2 domain containing 1
Exons: 8
Coding region: 123-605 (160 amino acids)
Biological process (GO): vesicle-mediated transport
Cellular component (GO): membrane
Source: RefSeq, a predicted model, not a curated record
GCCAGGAAGUCAAAAGUUGCUCGUACAGCGAUAAAUAAAACUUGUGGACACCAACAACAAAACUACAGCUGGAAACAUAUACAUAAAGAUUUGUGAGCAAAUUUCCCUGCUAGCUCUCAACGAUGGACAAGCUUCGUCGUGUGCUAAGCGGCCAGGAGGACAAUGAAGAGCUGGGUCUCACUGCACAGGUCCUUGAUGCCAGCACUCUCAGCUACAGCACCAGGGUGAAAUGGUUCGUCAUAUGCUUUGCUUCAGGCAUCCUGUGCUCAAUACUCGGUUCAGCACUCCUGUUCCUUCCAAAUGGCAUCAAGCUUUUUGCUGUCUUCUACACACUAGGGAACAUCGCAGCUCUUUCCAGCACCUGCUUCCUAAUGGGACCACUAAAACAGUUGAAGCGCAUGUUUGAAAAAACAAGACUGAUAGCGACCAUUGUCAUGCUGCUCUGCCUCAUCUUAACACUUUGUGCAGUGUUCUGGUGGCAUAAAAAGGGGCUGGCUAUCAUCUUCUGUAUUCUGCAGUUUUUGGCAAUGACGUGGUAUAGCAUCUCCUACAUUCCAUUUGCCAGGGAUGCUGUGAUGAAAUGCUUCACUACCUGUCUGAGCUAGGACUCCAUAAUUUCAUGUGAUGACUGGUCCUAAUAUGCAAAUUACAAGAAUGGUGGCUCUGUAAAAUAUACAUCUGUGUUGUUUAUACGCUAUAUCUCCAAAUUUUUACUAUUGCUACUUCAGACUGUGAAUUCUCUGCUUUUUAAGUCUUGCUAAAGAUUAUUACCAGAUUAUAACACUCAUUACCUUUUGCUUCUGUUGUGAUCGAAAAGAGUGCCUUUUAUGCUUAAUAUAUUUAAGGAUAUUCUUAUGUUUUGAAGGUUUUAUACAUUUAAGUGCAGGGAAAUGAUUUUGACUUUGCUACACAUUGUAAUUUACAGGACAAGUGCCUUACUGUGUUAUGUAUGUAUUUACAUAUAGUAUGAAUGAAGAGGUAUUUUGAAAAAUUGGCGAACCAUACAUAUUUACAUCUUUAACAGUGUGAAAUUGCAUUAAAACACAUUUUCUGUCUUCUGACUACGUAUGAGGCACUGAUGUUUAAAUGCCCUCUCAGAUGCUCUUCAGUGUUUUUAAAUAACUAUUUUCCCUCAGGCAGUAGUGGCACCGCUUCAGUGAUGAUGCACUGGGAUAUGAGAUAUCCACAGCUCUUUUGAGGUUUUUCCAGCCAGAUAGAUUAAAAAUGAGCGCCUGUCUGGGCUGUUAGUCUUCCAAGUGUAUGUGACUACACCUGCCCCCCCACCACCACCCACCCCUCAGCUCAUCAAAUUACAUUAAAAUUCUUUCUCCUUUUUGAAUUUGAUUUCCUGCCAGAUGUAGCAAUGACCUAGUUAAUUACGCCUUUCUGAGCAUUGUGCUUUUGACGUGACCUAAUAACCCAAUAUAGCUUGCAUUGGGAUCCCUAUAUUGCUUCAGCAUGAUGGCAUAGCCUUUGAGGAUAGGGUUGCCAUGACAACCUCCUCUGAAAGAUUCGUAACCUCAACCUACCCCCAUCUGUGCCGCAGAUGUUCAUAUUAUCCUGAUGAGAAGGUGUGCGUCUCUUUAUUUUAUAGAACACCUUGGACCAGCAGUCAUGAAUCCAUUUGAUUUACAGUGAAGAAAUGAUUUUAAAGCUGUUUAAUGCAUCCGUCUCCACAUAAAGAAAGACACACUGCUUCUUAUCAGCCUAUGUAGUAACUGAAGGGUUUGCUUCAGGCUCACCAAACAUGCCUCUAGGUUUUCUUUGUACUAAAUAACAGCAAUUCAGCCCCCACAUGUUUUCAUCAGGCACUUGUAUAAUGUGGUGGUGGAUUAGCAUUAGCAAAAUCUCCCUUCUGUACUUCUUGUUCAACUAACUUAAUAGUGGACCUGCAAAUCCCUGAAUACCGUAUACUUCCCAAGUAAUCUGAGGGAUAAAAUAAUUCCCUUGAAUGAAGAGAGGUUGGUUGUUUUUGUGAUCAGUUUUCUUUACCCGCUAUUUUUGGAUUAAAAGUUUGAGGGUGUGGGGGAGAAAUACCCUGACCCCA